Globicephala melas (long-finned pilot whale) is the source of this 1629-nucleotide messenger RNA. It is a transcript of the gene MED30, whose product is annotated as mediator complex subunit 30. Gene Ontology annotation, cellular component: mediator complex. Gene Ontology annotation, biological process: positive regulation of DNA-templated transcription. Lineage: Eukaryota; Metazoa; Chordata; Mammalia; Artiodactyla; Delphinidae. The record is from RefSeq and is a predicted model, not a curated record. Gene Ontology annotation, molecular function: transcription coregulator activity.
GUGUUACGUCACCGUGGCGGAAGUCAAGGCAGCUGUGUUGAAAUCAGAUCGCCCGGUCUUAGAAGCUUCUGCUCACGCCGAGGCCAGCGACGGUCGGGCGGACCCCCGACGCCUACUCUGCAGCACUGCUGACCUGACGCCGCUGCCACGCCAUGUCCACCCCUCCGUUGGCUGCGUCAGGGAUGGCGCCCGGGCCCUUCGCCGGGCCCCAAGCCCAGCAGGCGGCCCGGGAGGUUAACACCGCAUCGCUCUGCCGGAUCGGGCAGGAGACGGUUCAGGACAUCGUGUACCGCACCAUGGAGAUCUUCCAGCUCCUGAGGAACAUGCAGCUGCCAAACGGUGUCACUUACCAUACUGGAACAUAUCAAGACCGGUUAGCAAAGCUACAGGAUCAUCUUCGCCAACUCUCUAUUCUCUUCAGGAAGCUGCGAUUGGUCUAUGAUAAAUGCAAUGAAAACUGCGGAGGGAUGGAUCCCAUUCCAGUAGAGCAACUUAUUCCAUACGUGGAAGACGAUGGCUCAAAGAAUGAUGACCGGGCCGGCCCACCUCGUUUUGCUAGUGAAGAGAGACGAGAAAUUGCUGAAGUCAAUAAAAAACUCAAACAGAAGAAUCAACAGCUGAAGCAAAUUAUGGAUCAAUUACGAAAUCUCAUCUGGGAUAUAAAUGCCAUGUUAGCAAUGAGGAACUAAACUGAUAUUUAAAUUUCCAGCAUUACACAUGUUAUACCAUUUUUUCCCCCCUCAAGUAUUUUUUCCCUUUAAAGAAGAUUAUUUUAUUCUAGUCACUAGAAUGAAAGUUUCUGUUUCUUUUUUUUUUUUUUUUUUGCGGUACGCGGGCCUCUCACUGUUGUGGCCUCUCCUGCUGCGGAGCACAGGCUCCGGACGCGCAGGCUCAGCGGCCAUGGCUCACGGCCCAGCCGCUCCGCGGCAUGUGGGAUCUUCCUGGACCGGGGCACGAACCCAUGUCCCCUGCAUCGGCAGGCGGACUCUCAACCACUGCGCCACCAGGGAAGCCCUCUGGCUAUGUUUUAUUCUAAACUCUAACCUGCCUGAGACAGACCCGGGUGGCUGAUGGCUGCCCUUCAGAAGGCUCUGCUCCCAGCCUUUCCGUGUCACACUCUGGCAAAUCCAGCACUGGCUUUGCCUCUUCCUCAACCUGGAUGCCCUGUCCUCCCUUCCUUCUGUCUGGUUAAAUCCUUAACAAUCCUUCAAGGCUCCUGUGAACCCACUGCUGGCCCUCACAUCUUUCCACACUGAUUUCCACCAUCUCUGAACUCUGCAGACUCCUGGGUCAAUCACAUCCUACCUUCUGCUCUUAUGUUCCAGCUUCAUGUGUGUGCUUUGUCUGCCCAGGUAGACGGAAAGCUCCCUGGGAUUCAGAUGAAUUUUCCCUCUUCCUCCACCCAGCACAAUGCUAUAACCAUCACAGAUAUUCAGUUAAUAGUGUUCAAACUUGUUUGAAUCAAAAUUCAUUUUAGUUCGUAAAUUUCUACUGAUUAGGAAAUGAUCUUUUUACUUUGUACGUUACCUUAAGCAGUUAUUUCUCUUUUCUUUUCACUAUUCUGGAUGCAAGAAACAAUACUUUUGAGGUCAAAAUAUUUCCAUAUUAAUGAUUAAAUUUAUACAUUAA